Penicilliopsis zonata CBS 506.65 is the source of this 1324-nucleotide messenger RNA. RefSeq lists its product as hypothetical. Gene Ontology annotation, molecular function: 3-dehydrosphinganine reductase activity. Gene Ontology annotation, cellular component: endoplasmic reticulum membrane. Bases 190 to 1194 code for a protein of 334 amino acids. The record is from RefSeq and is a predicted model, not a curated record. Gene Ontology annotation, biological process: sphingolipid biosynthetic process. NCBI's taxonomy places the organism in Eukaryota, Fungi, Ascomycota, Eurotiomycetes, Eurotiales, Aspergillaceae. The transcript has 3 exons.
AGUCAGCUUACGAUGAUCAGGUCAGCUUACUUCUUACCAUUAUUGAAACCCUACGGUUGACUCCUUUACUUUUCUGUUAUAUCUAGAUAAUCAUCGAUUAUCUUUUACUCUAUCCCUAUGAGCUAUGAUCUUCGGAGCAUAGGAAUCUCUGCAAUUUGCUGCAGUAUCCUCGCGUACAUCAUAGCCAAAAUGUUCGGGUUUGGCUCUCGGAACGAAUUCCACGUUGAUGGCAAGACUGUCCUCAUCACUGGCGGCUCGGAGGGAAUGGGCAGAGAGGCUGCUGUUCAAUUAGCAGGGAAAGGAGCGAAUGUCGUGAUAGUUGCGCGCACUGUCAAGAAACUUGAGAAUGCCUUGGAAGUUAUCAAGGCCGCUGCCGCAUCCCCCGAAAAACAACGAUUUCACUACAUUAGUGCCGACCUCACCAACCCAACCGAAUGCGAGCGAAUCCUCGACGAAGUGACUCAAUGGAAUAAUGGUGUUGCACCUGAUGUUGUAUGGUGUUGUGCGGGGUUUUCUCAUCCUGGUUUAUUCGUAGACACGGGUAUACAAACGCUAAGGGAUCAGAUGGAUACCAUAUAUUGGACUGCCGCGUAUACCGCUCAUGCGACGUUGAGGAAAUGGCUUGCUCCAGUGACUCAAGAUGGGCAGUCGAAGAGUUCGAGACGACACCUGAUAUUCACUUCCUCUACACUUGCUUUUUUUCCUAUUGCGGGCUAUGGGCCUUAUUCUCCGGCAAAGGCCGCCAUACGCUCCUUGGCAGACACUCUAUCCCAGGAAAUCGAGAUGUACAAUGGCGCACGCUCCAACAAAGCUAACGCUACAGCUCCUUAUGCCGAUGUCAAAAUCCACGCCGUCUUUCCUAUGGGUAUCCUGACUGGCGGCUAUGAAAACGAACAGAAGUCGAAGCCGAAGCUGACCCAAAAGUUAGAAGAGGCCGACAAGCCGCAAACACCAGAGGAAGUCGCGCGCAUCUCGAUCCAGGCAUUGGAACGCGGCGAAUAUCUCAUCACAACGAUGCUCGUCGGACAUCUCAUGAAAGGCACGGCUCUCGGUCCAAGUCCGAAAAAUAAUGUCAUUGUUGACACCUUACUCGGUUGGCUUAGCAGCCUGGUAUUCUUAUAUGUUAUCCCUGACCUCAGGAAGAUAACAUGGAACUGGGGAAAGAAGAACGGCGUGACAAGCCCGGCUUCCUAGCCCAGUCCCUUGAGUCAUUCAUGUAUCAAAUUCUUUGUCACUAGGAUACCCUGUUAGUAUAAUCAGCAAAGAACAUCUUGGUUUAUAUUGGCGAAUGUAGAUAGAUAGAUUGACUGUGCCGAGUAAUGAC